This is a messenger RNA of Tetrahymena thermophila SB210, 1251 nucleotides long. RefSeq lists its product as hypothetical. The record is from RefSeq and is a predicted model, not a curated record. Lineage: Eukaryota; Ciliophora; Oligohymenophorea; Hymenostomatida; Tetrahymenidae. The transcript is spliced from 2 exons.
CUAAUUGAUAAAUUAGUUAUUAAAGUUAAUAUUUUGUAAAUUGAUUCUUUUCUGAUAUAUUUUUUAAAAAUAGUAAUUUAAAAUUUUUUGAUUCAACAAAAGUUAAGUAAGUUUGUUUAUUUAUCUAUUUGUUUAAUGGAGUGUCAGUUUAGUCAAAUAUGCGACGAACAUCCGAAUUUAACUGUCAAUUAUGUUUAUCAAUAAGAAAUGGAUUAACUUAAACUGGGAUGCUUUAGUUGUGCAACUUAAGAAAAAGGAACAUUUUUUUACAAUUUGAAGCAUUUUAUACAUCAAGCAGAGGAAAUUGUAAAUGAGAGGCUAGGAAUGUUUAAAAAAGGAAAUCAUGUUUACUAUGAAGUAACAUAACUAUUGAAUGAUUUGAAGGAUUAGUAAAAAGCUAAUAGCUAGUAUGGGAUAUUAUAGCAAAUCAUAUAAUUUUUUGAGAUAAACGAGGAGAAUUACAAACUUUAAUUCACUCAGACAAACAAUAUUGAGAAGUAUUCGAAUGAAUCUUAGUAAUUUUCGUCAGACCAAUCUGACUAUGAAGACUCAUUUUAAAUGAGCAUACAAUCAGGCAAAAAAGAUUUUGAAUAUGAAACAGAGUAGUCAGAAAGCGAAAUGGUGCAUCCUCAUAGAAAUUUUAUAGAAUUUUCUCUUUAUUAAAGCGUAAAAAAGCUCAAAGGUCAAGCUCUUGCAUCUGCUUUAGAUAGAUGCUAAGAUAUUAAAAGCCACAACUAUCUGCCAUCAAUGAAUUGGAAAUAAUUUCAGUCACACUCUCAAUAUUAUGUAAAUCUAGAAUACAACUAUUAUUACCAUAUUUAUUGUGAAAACGAUAAUGAUUUUGAAAACGACAAAUAAAAUAUUAUUUAAGAAUACGAAUAAAAAUAUUAACCAAUCAGAGCUGAUUAAUUAUAAUCCAUACAAUCAAAUAGUUUAUUAACAUCACCUAGUUUAAAAUCUCCUGUAACUGAAAAUAAAUUCUCAAAUAGCUCAAACUAAACAAGUAGAAAAAACUCAAUAUAAACAAAUAAUAGCGAAAAAAUCCAUAAAGACAAGUAAAUUGAAGAGGGUAGAUUUUUUCAUGAGUGUGUUGAGUGCUCUUUGAUAUAUUAACAAACUUAAGAAUAAAUAUAGCUUCUAAACAUAAUGUUUCAGGAUAUUAAGCAAAUUAUUGUAUACUAAAAGCUUAUAUCUCCUAUCAUGACAUUCUGCCCAAUCUAAAUAUUUUGGGAUUUGAGAAUAAAUAUUUGA